Molecule: messenger RNA, 1419 nt
Organism: Eremomyces bilateralis CBS 781.70
Lineage: Eukaryota; Fungi; Ascomycota; Dothideomycetes; Eremomycetales; Eremomycetaceae
Product: NAD(P)-binding protein
Exons: 2
Coding region: 55-1146 (363 amino acids)
Molecular function (GO): oxidoreductase activity
Source: RefSeq, a predicted model, not a curated record
GUAUUGACGAUUUCGGUUGAGCUCGAGCGCAUUGAUUCCAUCCACUACUCAACCAUGCCGUCCGCCAUUGUCAUCCGCAAGAUCGAAGGGAAGCCAGGAAAGGUCUACUAUCCAUUGGAGCGUAUCACGCUCCCGUCUCCCGCGCCCAAACCCGAUGAGGUCGUCGUUCGCCUUCAUGCCGCGGCGUUGAACCAUCGAGAUCUCUUCCUCCGCCAGCAUCUGUACCCGGGCAUCGCCUUCGGCGUCCCGCUGCUCGCCGAUGGCUCCGGCGUCGUCGUCGCGACCGGUUCCAACCCCGAGGCGAAGCGAUGGCUCCACAAACGCGUCGUCUUGAACCCCGGCACGGGUUGGGAGUCGCAUCCGGACGGCCCCGAGGACCCCUCGGGAUAUGCCAUCCUUGGUGGGACACGCAUGAACCCGGUCGGGACGUUGGCCGAGGUGGCUACGGUGCGACACGGCGAAGUCGAGGAAAUUCCACCGCAUCUGAGCGACCACGAGGCCGCCGCCCUACCAUUGACAGGCCUCACAGCCUGGCGAGCGGUGGUCACCAAGAGCGGAAACGCAAUGGAGGGACGCAACAUCCUCGUGACUGGCAUUGGUGGAGGGGUCGCCAUCAUGGCGCUACUCUUCGCCGUCGCCAAAGGCUGCCGAGUCUAUGUCACCAGCGGAAGCGAAGAGAAGAUCGAAAAGGCGAAGAAGCUGGGCGCCGUGGGCGGAGUGAACUACAAGGAGGCCGGCUGGGACAAGAAGCUGCAGGCAAUGCUUCCGAAGGAGCGGAAAGUGCUGGACGCCAUCAUCGAUGGAGCGGGAGCCGACAUUGUCGAGAAGGGAGCGAAGCUCCUCAAGGCUGGCGGUGUCAUCUCCAUCUACGGCAUGACCGUGUCACCCAAGAUGCCGUUCCUGAUGCCGGCGGUGCUCAAGAACAUUGAGGUUCGAGGCUCAACCAUGGGCUCACGCAAGGAGUUUGCCGAGAUGAUGCAGUUUGUGAAAGACCACGGCCUGCAGCCAGUGGUAUCUCGAGUUUCCAAGGGUGGCCUGGACAACCUGGAGGGCAUUGAUGGCCUAUUUGAGGACAUGAAAAAGGGAAGUCAAUUUGGCAAGUUGGUGGUUGAGAUCGUGAAGGAUGGCGACUCAAGCAAACUCUAACCUUCCUCAUACACCGCUCUAUGAUGAAGUGGGAUUAUGUGAACGAUGCGCAUGCGCAUCGGGAUUGAACGCCAUAUUGCCUUGGCUGUACACAACAAUAGCCAGCAUGCCUUCUCUUUCACAUACUUGGGAAGGAAGUGAUUGGAUAGGAGAUGUUCGGUAGAGGCGCGAGACAUACGAGCAUGCAUUCGGCAUACGUUUUAGACUUCGCAAUGAAACGAAGGGGUGUUGGACAGCACGAAAGCCAGUCCGCCAGGACGACCUAAUUCAUCC